AUGACCUGCCGCUGCGCGCUGCUCGCCUGGGCCCUCUCCGCCGUCCUCAGCCUCGGAGCGGCUCAAGAAGCCUCGGUAAGCUGCAUCCCCAUCGUGCCCCGCAGAGAGUGGAAGGCCCUGGCGUCCGAGCGCAACCAGCGCUAAGAUGGGCCCGUGCGCUACGCGGUGGUGUCGCACGCAGCGGGCAGCGCCUGGGACACCCCAGCCUCUUGCCUGAAGCAGGUCCAGAACGUGCAGCACUACCACGUGCGGACGCUGGGCUGGUGCGGCGUGGGCUACGAAUUGGGUGCCCCUGCCCCGCGCCAUCAGGGCAGCCCAGAGUCUGCUGCCUUGCGGCGUGGCUCAGGGAUUCUUGACUCCUAGCUACGAGGUCAAAGGACACCGGGAUGUGUAGCAGACGCUUUCUCCAGGCUACCAGCUCUACGAAAUCAUCCAGCAAUGGUCACACUACCACCGCGUGUAAGGCCCUGUCCGUCUUCUCACACACACCCCCACCCCAUCAGAAACCCCACUGCCUCCCCCUCCCCCAAUA
Messenger RNA from Lagenorhynchus albirostris (white-beaked dolphin), 532 nucleotides. RefSeq names its product peptidoglycan recognition protein 1 (gene PGLYRP1). NCBI's taxonomy places the organism in Eukaryota, Metazoa, Chordata, Mammalia, Artiodactyla, Delphinidae. Gene Ontology annotation, biological process: detection of bacterium; peptidoglycan catabolic process; defense response to Gram-positive bacterium. The record is from RefSeq and is a predicted model, not a curated record. Gene Ontology annotation, molecular function: N-acetylmuramoyl-L-alanine amidase activity; zinc ion binding; peptidoglycan binding.